Monodelphis domestica (gray short-tailed opossum) is the source of this 3879-nucleotide messenger RNA. It is a transcript of the gene HCLS1, whose product is annotated as hematopoietic cell-specific Lyn substrate 1. Gene Ontology annotation, cellular component: cortical actin cytoskeleton; site of polarized growth; actin filament. Gene Ontology annotation, biological process: regulation of actin filament polymerization; cell migration. The record is from RefSeq and is a predicted model, not a curated record. Gene Ontology annotation, molecular function: actin filament binding. Lineage: Eukaryota; Metazoa; Chordata; Mammalia; Didelphimorphia; Didelphidae.
AUUUUUCUCUCAUGUCACCUCCCCUAAGUCCCUACAUCUACCAAUCACUGUAGAUGCUUUCCAAAGGACUGCCCAUCUAAAUUCCUGCUAAGUCGACCAAUCUCCUCAGUAAGUCUGAACAAGAGAAAACAGCUGAGUCAACUAAUCUCAUCAAGAGAAAACUUGCCCAACCCUUUUAGGUACCUAGCAUCCCAUUGUAUCAAUUCUAAAAACAGGCCUGGCUCAAAGAACUCCUUGCCUUAUUAUAAGCAUGGGUCCAAGUACUUUCAUUGCUUAGCAAGGAGUUUUCUCUCCUAAAGCAGUCUUAAGUACGGGUAGAGUAGGGGUCCUCCCAUAGCAAGGAGUUUUCUCCCCUAAAGCAGUCUUAAGUACGGUUGGAGUAGAGGUCCUCCCAUUUCUGAUCCUGGCGAGUUCUCACAUCAAAAUGGGGAAUGUUUCUCAGUAGGCAAUUUGUUCCAAUUAAGAAUUCCCUGAUGGGGAAAUUUUUAACAUUCACAAGUCUGAGAAAUUUCAAGAUUUACACACUGCCCAGCUAUGUGACCCUGGGCAAGUCACUGAACCCCCACUGCCUAUUCCUUAGCACUCUUCUGCCCUGGAAACAAUACUUAGUAUUGAUUCUAAGACAGAAGGUAAGGGUUUUAAAGAAACAAACAAAAAAAGAAUCUCCUUGCUGGGAGCAGGUCUGUGAGUAAGAAUGUGUAGUUGCCCUCUCAAUUUGACUUUUUUAGUUCCCAAUUUUGGGUUAACAUCAUCGAGUUGUGUCUGCAAGGCGAUGGGUACAAAUGUACUUUUGAGGCCCAGAAAUAAUUAGAGGGCAUGGCAAAAUCAGUGGCUGGCUGAGCUGCUGCAGACCUGCCUCAGCCUAGCUAAUGAUAUUUUUAAGCUCGAUGUGCUUAUGUAGUUGAUUAACAGUUCAAGCAGCCACAGACAGGAAGAGCAGUAACACUGGCUACAUCCUCUCCGGGUACGCUACAGCCCCACUGCUCACAAGAAGGAGUACAAGACAGGAACACGAAGACACAGGGCACCUGCUGCCAUCGUAGAAAGGCUGGACGGACGGACGUUUCUGAAUCCUCGGACUACGGCUCAGGGCCAAACUUUGCACCGUGUCACAUCUCGUUAGGGCAGAGGGCACAAUUUCCAUCCCUUCUCCAGACAUCUCCAGAUGUUCCACUUGGCUGGAGCCUUUUCUCCCCCAAUAAGAUGGUCAGUUAUUGGCUAGCUAGGACCUUGUUUCUGUCUCUAGUACAUUAAUGAUGGGCCUGCAGAAGACAUUCAAGAAAUUGUUUUUGAUUUAACAGAACUGGAAUCCCCUAAGCUGACUCAGACUUCAGGAAGUUAUUCUGAGUGCUAGGGCAGCAGGAAAUGAAAACAAGGCUGAAACAGGAACUUAAGUAGUAAGCCCUUUCUUACUCUAGAUCAGCAGCAGUAGCAGCAGCUACAGAACGAGCUCACGCUCCAGGAAGAAUCAAACCGUGAUCCCACAGAGAGAAACUUGUCCUUGGAGAUGUGGAAGUCAGUGGUGGGGCAUGAUGUGUCUGUUUCUGUGGAAACACAAGAAUGACAUCUCUGAAAAGGAGCAGCGAUGGGGAGCCAAGACCAUUGAGGGCAGUGGAAGAAAAGAACACAUCAAUAUCCACCAACUGCGGAACAAAGUGUCGGAAGAGCACGAUGUCCUCAAGAAAAAGGAGAUGGAAGCAGGGCCCAAAGCAUCCCAUGGGUACGGAGGCAGGUUUGGGGUGGAAAGAGACAGGAUGGACAAGAGUGCACUGGGCCAUGAGUAUGUUGCUGAUGUGGAGAAGCACUCAUCUCAGACUGAUGCUGCUAAAGGGUUUGGGGGGAAAUAUGGAGUUCAGAGAGACCGGGCAGAUAAGUCAGCUGUUGGGUUUGAUUACAAAGGAGAAGUGGAGAAACACACAUCUCAGAAAGAUUACUCCCGAGGCUUUGGUGGUCGCUAUGGCGUAGAGAAGGAUAAACUGGACAAGGCGGCUGUUGGAUAUGACUACAAGGGCGAGACAGAAAAGCACGAGUCCCAGACAGAUUAUGCCAAAGGCUUUGGUGGUCAAUAUGGGGUACAGAGGGACCGAGUAGACAAGUCAGCUGUCGGAUUUGAUUACAAAGGAGAAGUGGAGAAGCACACAUCUCAGAAAGAUUACUCCCGAGGCUUUGGUGGUCGCUAUGGCGUAGAGAAGGAUAAACUGGACAAGGCGGCUGUUGGAUAUGACUACAAGGGCGAGACAGAAAAGCAUGAGUCCCAGACAGAUUAUGCCAAAGGUUUUGGUGGUCAAUAUGGUGUUCAGAGGGACCGAGUAGACAAGAGUGCAGCCAGCUUCAAUGAAAUGGAAGCCCCUACUACAGCUUAUAAGAAAACCACACCUACAGAGGCUGCUUCUAGUGGGGCCCGUGGACUGAAGGCAAAAUUUGAAUCCAUAGCAGAAGAGCAACGACAAGAACAAAGAUUAGUGUCAAAGAAACCUGUAGUGCCUGCUUCACUCCCCAAGAGACUCCCUGCCCAGCCUCAGGUUGAGAGCUGCUUGCCCUCCAAGACAGCAACAAAGAAAGAGCUUCCUCCAGUGCCAGCCCUGCUCAUGAAGAGGACUCCUCCAGAGGACGAGGGGCCAGAUAAUGAGGAGCCCCCAGCUCUGCCCCCCAGGACUCCUGAUAGGUUCCAGACCCUGGAGGAGACAAUGCCAGAGCCAGAGCCAGAGCCAGAGCCAGAGCCAGAGCCAGAGCCAGAGCUGGAGCCUGAGAAUGACUAUGAGGAUGUGCUGGAGUUGGACAGACCAGACGUUGGUGGGGAUCAAGAGAAUGACUAUGAGGACAUUGCAGAGAGGGAUGAAGAAGAUACAGGGGAUGAUUAUGAGGACAUCCUGGAGCCUAAAGGGUCCUCAUUGCCUCCACCUUCCAAUGGCACUGCUGGCAGCAGGUCCGAGGCCGGAUCGACAGGGAUCUCGGCCAUCGCCGUGUAUGAUUACCAAGGAGAGGGCAGCGACGAGAUAUCCUUUGACCCAGACGAUACCAUCACGGACAUCGAAAUGAUCGACGAGGGCUGGUGGCGAGGACGUUGCCAUGGGCGUUUUGGCCUCUUUCCAGCAAAUUAUGUCCAGCUCCUUCAGUGACCCUCUCUGCCAUUAUAUUCCGAUUAGCCUCAAUCUCAUUAGCCUAGACCCUUUUUCUUUGCCUCAUCCUAGUCCCACCAGGAACGGCUACCCCUGCCUUGUGCUCUGCCUUGCACUAUCAAAUUAACAAGCCAUUAUUAAGUGCCUACUAUGUGCCAGGCACUGGGGACACGGAGGAAGAAGUGAAAUAGUGUCUGACCUCAAGGCGUUUACAAUCUAUCAGAGAGGGGAAAAUGGCCCAGCCAGAAUAUAUAUGUAAAUCAGUCUUUUCUGAUCUUCAGGCAGAUUCUCUGAUCCACUAAGAAGAUAGAAAAACAUUAUUUAAUAUUGCCUGGUCAGGGGCAGUGAGGAGACUCAGAGAGAAGAUGGGAGAUCCUGGGUUCAAAUUUGACCUCAGUUUCCAUAGCUGGGUGACCUUGGUGCAGUCACUUAACCCUUCAUUGCCUAGCCCUUAUUGCUUUUCUGCCUUGAAACCAAUAUUUAGUAUUGAAUCUAAGACGGAAGGUAAAGGUUAAACAAGAACUUGCCUGGCCGUCCCUCCUCUCCCCUCCCCUCAACUUCAGGUUACCUCUUCUUUCCCAGCACUCCUUUAGCUCAAUCCCAAGACAUUUUUGAUUUCCUAAUCCAAAUUCAGUGGCCCUUGUUCAGGGGAUCCUGAGAUGGCAAUUGCUAGUGUGUCCCUUCCCUUCCCUUCCAUGGUUUCCUCAUUGAAACUGCUGUUUGGAGUUGGAAAUAAAGUGACUGGUUUUUUUUUGUCUUA